This is a messenger RNA of Gamsiella multidivaricata, 1633 nucleotides long. Its product is annotated as NAD-P-binding protein. The record is from RefSeq and is a predicted model, not a curated record. The transcript has a single exon. NCBI's taxonomy places the organism in Eukaryota, Fungi, Mortierellomycota, Mortierellomycetes, Mortierellales, Mortierellaceae. Bases 481 to 1551 code for a protein of 356 amino acids.
UAAAUCUUCUUCCAUGUUUUCUUUGUCACGAGAUACCCUUUGUUCGCCGCUGUGAGAGAGAGAGAUCAGAAAUGGCGAGAGCCAUGGUAGAACAUCGAAUGGGCUGACAACAGGUGGUCGGGGCGAGCUUCUCUUCUUCCAACAUUGCCUCCUUUGCGCUUUGCAUUCAUGAGUUCUCGCCAGGCGUUUUCCGUCAUGAUGAACUUCUUGGCUGAAGUCAAUGAAGUGCUCUGGUGGUGGUCGUGAUCAGUGCGAAGACGCGAAGACUGAUGAAAACAGCGCAGAUUCCAGGAUAAUGAGCGCGAAAACUACGUCACCGGAGUGAUGAACCGCACGCCCCUCCUAGAUCUAGACUAGACUGGAGAAUCCCCACGCCAUUGUAUGCCGUUUCUAUCUUCCCUUUCCUUCCCGCCUCCUUCAACCACAGCUCCUUCUUCUCGCACGCCUUCUUAACCACCGUCCCUCUCUCAUUCCCAAACAAUGGCCCCCAACCUCCAAACCACGGGCCCCCUCCGCGUCUUCGUCACGGGCGCCACCGGAUACAUCGGCUCGACCGCCAUCGACCUCCUCCUCCACAAAGGAACCACGCCCUCGCUCUACUCUCUCCGCGCCCUCGUCCGCUCCCCCAAAAAGGCCUCCCUCAUCCUUCCCCUCGGCAUCGAACCCAUCCUCGGCUCCCUCGACGACCUCGCCCUCCUCGAGCAAGAAUCCGCUCAAGCAGAUGUUGUCCUCUCCUUCGCCGACGCUGACCACCUCCCUUCCAUCCAAGCAAUCCUCAGAGGACUAUCCCAACGCCCCCGCCCCGACGGCGGAAGGAAGAGACCCAUCCUAAUUCAUACCUCAGGAACGGGCGUUCUCCUCGACAACGCCUAUGGCGCCUAUGGCACCGAGACCAUCUACUACGACAACGACCUCGCGAAGCUCAACUCUUUGGCGCCUUCGCAGCCACAUCGAAACGUCGACCUCGAAAUCAUCUCCCCCGCCCUCGUCGGUCUCGUCGACACCUACAUCGUCGCACCUCCAACCAUCUGGGGGCAAGGCACCGGACCCGGGAACCAUACCUCUAUCCAGAUCCCCCUCCAAGUUCGAGCCUCCCUCCUUCAUUCCCAAGCCAUGCAGCUUGGUCAAGGGCUCAACGUCUGGUCGAAAAUCCAUGUCAUUGACCUCGCACAUCUUUAUCUUUCAUUGCUCGAACGUGCGCUUCAAGAGCCCCAGGAUGACUCUAUAACAGGAACGCUGCCAAAGAACCAGGACGCUUAUUACUUCUGUCAGGAGGGUGAAGAUUUUUCCUAUGGCGACGUCGCAAAGGAGAUCGCAAAGGCGUUUAAGGAUCUUGGGAUUAAUGACUCGGGAACUGUCAGAGGAACCAAGCCAGAGGAAGAAUCAGCGCUCUGGCUCGAAGGUGCUGCUGGAUCGAUUGGAGGAAACUCGAGAUCGAGGGCCAUCAAGGCCAGAGAAAUUCUCGGAUGGGUGCCGGAAUUCAAGGACUUUGCAGGAUACAUUCACGACGAAAUCAAGCGACAGCUCAAGGAGCAGGGUCGUCGGAGGUGAACGCACCAUACGCCGACCUGUAUCUACUGUACGUACGCCUCGAGAAAUAAAUUAAGAGCGUUUGUUCCACCACCAACCGAUA